Micromonas commoda is the source of this 1008-nucleotide messenger RNA. RefSeq lists its product with no specific name. Bases 1 to 1008 code for a protein of 335 amino acids. NCBI's taxonomy places the organism in Eukaryota, Viridiplantae, Chlorophyta, Mamiellophyceae, Mamiellales, Mamiellaceae. Gene Ontology annotation, molecular function: methenyltetrahydrofolate cyclohydrolase activity; methylenetetrahydrofolate dehydrogenase (NADP+) activity. The transcript has 2 exons. Gene Ontology annotation, cellular component: cytosol. Gene Ontology annotation, biological process: tetrahydrofolate interconversion. The record is from RefSeq and is a predicted model, not a curated record.
AUGAACGCCGCCGCCGUCGCCACCACCUUCGCCUGGAGCACCUUCGCCGCUCCCCUCAGGCUCCGCGUCACCCGCGGCGCGUUGAGGACCGCCCCCGCGCGCGCUCUGCCUCGCUCCGCGCGUGCCGAGGCCAAGCUCAUCGACGGCAAGGCCAUCGCCGCGGACGUGCGCGAGGAGGUCCGCGUGGGCGUCGCCCAGAUGAAGGAAAAAAUCGGCAAAGUUCCCGGCCUCGCCGUGGUGCUCGUCGGCGAGCGCAAGGAUUCCCAGACGUACGUCAACGCGAAGAAGAAGGCGUGCGCCGAGGCCGGCAUCGACUCCUUCGGCACCGACCUCCCCGGCGACGCCACCGAGGAGGAGGUCCUCAAGGUGGUCGCCGACUACAACGCCGACCCGAACGUGCACGGCAUCCUGGUGCAGCUCCCAAUGCCCGACCACAUCGACGAGGAGCGCGUCCUCGGCGCCAUCUCCUACGAGAAGGACGUCGACGGAUUCCACCCGCUCAACACCGGGCGUCUCGCGCAGCGCGGCAGGGAGCCCCUCUUCGUCCCGUGCACCCCGCGCGGGUGCAUCGAGCUCCUGGAGCGCUCGGGGAUCGAGAUUGCGGGCAAGGAAGCCGUCGUCGUGGGCCGCUCCAACGUCGUCGGCAUCCCCGCCGCGAUGCUCCUGCAGAGGCGCGACGCCACCGUGACCAUCGUGCACUCCAGGACGCCCAACUCCGAGGAGAUCGUGCGCAGGGCCGACAUCGUCAUCGCCGCCUGCGGCAGGAUGGAGAUGGUCAAGGGCUCGUGGCUCAAGCCAGGCGCCGCGGUCAUCGACGUCGGCAUCAACGCCAAGGAUGACCCCAGCAAGAAGUUGGGGUACAGGCUGGUGGGCGACGCGGACUUCGAGUCGUGCAAGGAGGUGGCCGGCGCGAUCACCCCCGUGCCCGGCGGUGUCGGUCCCAUGACCAUCGCCAUCCUCCUCAAGAAUACCAUGGAGGGGGCCAUGCGGGCCUACGGGAUGAUGUAG